Messenger RNA from Loxodonta africana (African savanna elephant), 6517 nucleotides. RefSeq names its product phosphodiesterase 8A (gene PDE8A). Gene Ontology annotation, molecular function: 3',5'-cyclic-AMP phosphodiesterase activity. Bases 1 to 2427 code for a protein of 808 amino acids. The record is from RefSeq and is a predicted model, not a curated record. Gene Ontology annotation, biological process: regulation of DNA-templated transcription; signal transduction; positive regulation of ERK1 and ERK2 cascade. Lineage: Eukaryota; Metazoa; Chordata; Mammalia; Proboscidea; Elephantidae. The transcript has 21 exons.
AUGGGCUGCACCCCGAGCAUCCACAUUUCCGACAGCCGGUCGGUGCACCACGGCAGCAAGGAGGCCGAAGACGCGCCCGGACCCGUGGCGCCGCCACUGCCGCCCAGCGGGCCCAGAGGGUCGCGCCGCCGGCCGGGCCCGAAGACGGUCUCCUCGACCCGGGUCCGCGUCGCUGGCCUCGCGGAGCCCGAGCCACGCGGCGGCAGCGGCAAAAAGGUAGCAGUAGCUGAUGUGCAGUUUGGCCCCAUGAGAUUUCAUCAAGAUCAACUUCAGGUACUUUUAGUGUUUACCAAAGAAGAUAGCCAGUGUAACGGAUUCUAUAAGGCAUGUGAAAAGACAGGGUUUAAGUGUACAGUCACCAAGGAGCCUCAGGCAGUGCUUGCCUGCUUCCUGGACAAACACCAUGACAUCAUCAUCAUAGACCACAGACAUCCCCGCCAGCUGGAUGCAGAUGCACUGUGCAGGUCUAUCAGAUCGUCAAAACUCUCAGAGAACACAGUUAUUAUUGGUGUUGUACGCAGGGGGGAUAGAGAAGAGUCAUCUGUAAUGCCCCUCGUUGCUGCUGGUUUUACAAGGAGGUAUGUAGAAAACCCCAGCGUCAUGGCCUGUUACAAUGAGCUGAUCCAGCUGGAGUAUGGAGAAGUGCGAUCCCAACUGAAACUCAGGGCUUGUAACUCAGUAUUCACUGCACUAGAGAAAAGUCAAGAAGCAAUUGAAAUUACAAGUGAAGACCACAUUAUACAGUAUGCAAAUCCUGCAUUUGAAACAACAAUGGGCUAUCAGUCAGGUGAAUUAAUAGGGAAGGAGUUAGCUGAAGUGCCUAUAAAUGAAAAAAAGGCUGACUUGCUCAAUACUAUAAAUUCAUAUAUCAGGAUUGGCAAGGAGUGGCAAGGAAUUUAUUGCACCAAAAAGAAAAACGGAGAUAAUAUUCAACAAAAUGUGAAGAUAAUACCUGUCAUUGGACAGGGAGGAAAAAUUAGACACUAUGUGUCCAUUAUCAGAGUGUGCAAUGGCAACAAUAAGGCUGAGAAAAUAGCUGAAUGUGUUCAGCCUGACAGUCUUACAGAUGUGCAGACAGGCAAACUUAUUAAAGACAGGAGAAAAGACUCGCUAGAUGUCAGAUCUCUUUCCACUCGAUCAAGUGAAGUUGCCAGCCAGAGACGACACUCCUCCUUGGCCCGGAUACAUUCCAUGACGAUCGAUGCACCCAUCACCAAGGUAAUCAAUAUUAUCAAUGCUGCCCAAGAAAGCAGUCCCGUGCCUGUGACAGAAGCCUUAGACCGUGUGCUGGAAAUUUUAAGAACCACUGAAUUAUAUUCACCACAGUUUGGUGCUAAGGACGACGAUCCUCAUGCCAACGACCUGGUUGGGGGCUUAAUGUGUGAUGGUUUGCGAAGACUAUCAGGGAAUGACUAUGUUCUUUCACCAAAGAACCUUCACCAGGUUUCAAGCAGAAUAAUCAAUUCCAUCUCCCUUCAUGACAUUCCACCACGGAUAGCUCGAAUCAUGGAAAAUGAGGAAUUCUGGGACUUUGAUAUUUUUGAACUGGAGGCUGCCACCCACAAGAGGCCUUUGAUUUAUCUUGGUCUCAAAAUAUUUGCUCGAUUUGGAAUCUGUGAGUUCUUAAACUGCUCUGAGUCAACGCUCAAGUCGUGGUUACAAGUUAUCGAAACCAAUUAUCAUUCUUCUAACCCUUACCACAACUCUACACAUGCUGCUGAUGUGCUGCACGCAACAGCGUAUUUCCUGUCCAAAGAAAGGAUAAAGCAAACUUUAGAUCCAGUUGACGAGGUCGCUGCCCUUCUUGCAGCCACUAUUCACGACGUGGAUCAUCCUGGGAGAACCAACUCUUUCUUGUGUAAUGCUGGAAGCGAGCUGGCCAUUUUGUACAAUGACACUGCUGUCCUGGAGAGCCACCAUGCAGCCCUGGGCUUCCAGCUGACCAUCCGGGAUGAUAAAUGCAAUAUUUUUAAAAACAUGGAGAGGAAUGACUAUCGGAUGCUGCGCCAGGGUAUUAUUGACAUGGUCCUAGCUACAGAAAUGACAAAGCACUUCGAGCACGUCAACAAGUUUGUCAACAGUAUCAACAAGCCCUUGGCAUUACUAGAAGAAAACAGGGAAACUGAUAAAGAUCAGGAAGCAGUAAACACUAUGCUCAGGACACCAGAGAACCGAACUCUGAUCAAACGAAUGCUGAUUAAGUGUGCUGAUGUGUCCAAUCCCUGUCGAUCCCUGGAGUUCUGCAUCGAGUGGGCUGCACGUAUCUCUGAAGAAUAUUUUUCUCAGGUGAUAUUCAACAAGAGUGCUAAGUCCAUUCAGUGGGGAAAGAAUAGCCUCUCUAAUAAAUGGUGCUGGGACAACUGGAUUUCCACACACAGAAGAAUGAAGCUGGACCCAUACCUCACACCAUAUAGGAAAAUUAACUGAAAAUGGAUCAAGGACCUAAAUGUAAGAACUAAAACCAUAAAACUCGUAGAAGAAAACGGAUUAUGAUUUGAGACCUAGUUUUUAACAGUGGAUUUUACUGCAUUGAGCAGUAAAAGACAAAAUAAAUGGGAUCUCAUGAAAAGUAAAAACUUUUGUGCAGCAAAGGACUUUAUCAGCAAAAUGAAGAGACAGCCUACAGAUUGGGAGAAAAAUUGGGGGAACCAUUUAUCUGAUAAGGGUUUAAUAUCCAGAAUAUAUAAAGAAAUCCUACAGUUUAACUACAAAAAGACAACCUAAUCAAAAAACAGGCAAAGGAAUUGAAUAGACAUUUCACCAGAUUGGAUAUACAGUUGGCCAACAAGCACAUGAAAAUAUGUUUAGUAUUAUGAGUCAUUAGCCAGUAACCAGUUGCCAUGUAUUCAGCUCCAACUCAGAGAAACCCCAUGUGUGUCAGAGUAGAACUGUGAUCCGUAGGGUUUUCAGUGGCUGAUUUUUCAAAAGUAGAUCACCAAGCCUUUCUUCUGAGGCAUCUCUGGGUGGACUCAAACCACUAGCCUUUCAGUUAGCAGCCUAGUGCAUUAAUUGUUUACACUAGCCAGGACUCCUAUUAGUCAUUAGGGAGAUGCAGAUCAAAACAACAAUGAGAUACCACUUCACCCCUACUAGGAUGGCUAUGGUCAAAUAAAAAGAAAAUAAUGUUGAAGGAUGUUGAGAAAUUGGAACCCUUAUCCGGUGCUCAUGGGAAUGCAAAAUGGCAUAGCUGAUGUGGAAAACAGUUUGGCAUUACUUCAAAAAGUUAAACGUAGAACUAGCAGAAGACCCAGCAAUCCCAAUCCUAGUUAUAUAGCAAAAGAAUUGAAAACAGGAGUGCAAAAAGAAACUUGUGCAUCAGUGUUCAUUGGAGCACUGUUCAUAAUAGCCAAAAGGUGGAAACAAUCUAAACGUCCAUCAGCAGAUGAGCGGACAAAGAAAAUGUGGUAUAUACACAGGAUGGAAUAUUAUUCAACGAUAAAGAGAAAUGAAGUCCUGAUACAUGCUACAACAUGGAUGAAAACGUUAACGGUGAGUAAAAUAUUGUAUGAUCCCACUCAGUUGAAAUAGGCAAAGAUUUUUAGUCGUUACUAGGGAUAAGAAUUCCCAUUCUUCGCAGUGUUAUCCAUAGUUUGUUAUGAUCCACACAAAUGCCUUUGCAUAGUCAAUAAAACACAGGUAAACAUCCUUCUGGUAUUUUCUGCUUUCAGCCAGGAUCCAUCUGACAUCAGCAAUGAUAUCCCUGGUUCCACGUCCUCUUCUGAAACCAGCCUGAAUUUCUGGCAGUUCCCUGUCGAUAUACUGCUGUAGCCGUUUUUGAAUGGUCUUCAGCAAAAUUUUGCUUGCGUGUGGUAUUAAUGAUAUUGUUCUAUAAUUUCCACAUUCAGUUGGAUCACCUUUCUUGGGAAUAGGCAUAAAUAUGGAUCUCUUGCAUUCAGUUGGCCAGGAAGCUGUCUUCCAUAUUUCUUGGCAUAGACGAGUGGGCACCUCCAGCACUGCAUCUGUUUGUUGAAACAUCUCAAUUGAUAUUCCAUCAAUUCCUGGAGCCUUGUUUUUCGCCAGUGCCUUCAGAGCAGUUUGGACUUCUUCCUUCAGUAUCAUCGGUUCCUGAUCAUAUGCCACCUCUUGAAAUGGUUGAAUAUCGACUAAUUCUUUUUGGUAUAAUGACUCUGUGUAUUCCAUCUUCUUUUGAUGCUUCCUGCGUCAUUCAAUAUUGUCCCCAUGGAAUCCUUCACUAUUGCAACUUGAGGCUUAUAUUUUUUCUUCAGUUCUUUCAGCUUCAGAAACGCCGAGUGUGUUCUUCCCUUUUGGUUUUCCAUCUCCAGUUCUUUGCACGUGUUAUUAUAAUACUUUACUUUGUCUUCUCAAGAGGCCCUUUGAAAUCUUCUGUUCAGUUCUUUUACUUCAUGAAUUCUUCCUUUUGUUUUAGGUGCUUGAUGCUCAAGAGCAAGUUUCAGAGUCUCCUCUGACAUCCAUCUUGGUCUUUUCUUUCUUUCCUGUCUUUUCAGUGACCUCUUGCUUUCUUCACGUAUGGUGUCCUUGAUGUCAUUCCACAACUUGUCUGGUCUUUGGUCACUAGUGUUCAAUGCAUCAAAUCUAUUCUUGAGAUGGUCUCUAAAUUCAGUUGGGAAAUACUCAAGGUCAUAUUUUGGCUCUCGUGGACUUGCUCUGAUUUUCUUCAGUUUCAGCUUGAACUUGCAUAUGAGCAAUUGAUGGCCUGUUCCAGUCAGCCCCUGGCCUUGUUCUGACUGAUGAUAUUGAGCUUUUCCAUUGUCUCUUUCCACAGAUGUAGUCAAUUUGAUUUCUCUGUGUUCCAUCUGGUGAGGUUUACCUGUGUUUUAGUGACUAUGCAGAGGCAUUCGACUGUGUGGAUCAUAACAAACUAUGGAUAACACUGCGAAGAAUGGGAAUUCCAGAACACUUAGUUGUGCUCAUGAGGAACCUUUACAUAGAUCAAGAGGCAGUUGUUUGGACAGAACAAGGGGAUACUGAUCGGUUUAAAGUCAGGAAAGGUGUGUGUCAGGGUUGUAUUCUUUCACCAUACCUAUUUAAUCUGUAUGCUGAAGAAAUAAUAUGAGAAGCUGGACUAUAUAAAGAAGAACAGAGCAUCAGGAUUGGAGGAAGACUCAUUAAUAACCUGCAUUAUGCAGAUGACACAACCUUGCUUGCUGAACGUAAAGAGGACUUUUGAAGAUCAAAGACCACGGCCUUCAGUAUGGAUUACACCUCAACAUAAGGAAAACAAAAAUCCUCACAACUGGACCAAUGAGCAACAUCAUGAUAAACGGAGAAAAGAUUGAAGUUGUCAAGGAUUUCAUUUUACUUGGAUCCACAAUCAACAGCCAUGAAAGCAGCAGUCAAGAAAUCAAAAGACGCAUCGCAUUGAGCAAAUCUGCUGCAAAGGACCUCUUCAAAGUGUUGAAGAGCAAAGAUGUCACCCGGAAGACUAAGGUGUGCCUGACCCAAGCCAUGGUAUUUUCAAUCACAUCAUAUGCACGUGAAAGCUGGACAGUGAAUAAAGAAGACCGAAGAAGAGUUGACGCUUUUAAAUUGUGGUGUUGGCAAAGAAUGUUGAAUAUACAUACAAUGGACUGCCAAAAGAACGAACAAAUCUGUCUUGGAAGAAGUGCGGCCAGAAUGCUCCUUGGAGGCAAGGAUGGUAUGACUGCAUCUUACAUACUUUGGGCAUGUUGUCAGGAGGGAUCAGUCCCUGGAGAAGGACAUCAUGCUUGGCAGAAUACAGGGUCAGCGGGAAAGAGGAAGACCCUCACCGAGGUGGAUUAACACAGUGGCUGCAACAGUGAGCUCAAGCAUAACAACGAUUCUAAGGAUGGCGCAGGACCAGGCAGUGUUUCGUUCUGUUGUGCAUAGGGUUGCUAUGAGUCAGAACCGACUCCACGGCACCUAACAACAACAACAAGGGAUAAGAAAAGGAGCCCAGUUGUUAAGUGCUUGGCUGCUAACCAAAAGAUUGGCAGUUUAAACCCAUCAGCUGCUCUGUGGGAGAAAGAUGUGGCAGUCUGCAUCCCUAAAGAUUUACAGCCUUGGAAACCCUGUGGGGCAGUUCUGCUCUGUCCUAUAUGGUGGCUAUGAGUCAGGAUUGACUCAACGGCAGUGCGUUUUUUUCUGUUUGUUUAGGGGUGAGAAAGGAGCCCUGGUGACACAAUGGUUAAGCACUCAAAAGAUCAGAGGUUCAAACCCACCAGUGGCUCCACAGGAGAAAAGACCUGGUGAUCUGUGGUGAUCUGCUCCUGUAAAAGAUUAUAGCCAAGAAACCCUAUAGGGUCUGUGUGAGUCGGAAUUGACUCAACAGCACACAACAACAUUGGGGUGAGAAGGAGGGGUAGAGGGGAAUCUGGACUAAGGGGAGCACUGAGUUUGUGAAUGGUGGUGGAAUAAUUUGGAAACAGAUAGUGGUGGUGUACAACAUGAUGAACCUCGUCAAUGUCACUGAAUGCUCCUUGGGAACAGUUCCAGGGGUUAGAGUCAGGGUAGAUGGGCACCCAGCCCCAGAGGAGGUUUCCUUUUGGCCAUGCUGAACACGCACGUUCUUGUCCGC